Molecule: messenger RNA, 618 nt
Organism: Alternaria metachromatica
Lineage: Eukaryota; Fungi; Ascomycota; Dothideomycetes; Pleosporales; Pleosporaceae
Exons: 1
Coding region: 1-618 (205 amino acids)
Source: RefSeq, a predicted model, not a curated record
AUGGAUCCAACUCGACUUGCGCCUCCAGUAUUUGGUACUGGCGGAGGGGGCAACGGCGAUAUUGCAAGUCAGAAGACCUUGACGGCAGAACAGAAGAACCAGUGCCCAUACGGCGACACACGCUGGCCUCCUGCUAAUAUAUCGAUAUCCAAGCCUCUACACUUGUUGAGCGACGAGAGUGAGGAGCCAAUAUACUACCACUUGAUACACGAAAACAACAGCCCUCAAGUCGAGUUCUGGAAGGGCCCGGUGAAGGCCCAAGCCACGGCCGCCUACGCGGAAAAAGGCCUUACUUUACCAAUAUCGAAGAUAGGGAAGAGCAAAAAAGAGGUGAAGGCUGCAAAAGAGAGAGCGCUUGAAGAUGAAGCGCCGAGAGCGAAGACGGAAAUUGAGCAGGCUAGGGAUACGAAGAUGCUGAAAGAGUUGAGCAGUGGACCGAGGGGAACACUCUGGCAGCUUGACGAAGAGCACCUGCACGUUUGGCGAUGUAUCGAGGUGGUCCAGAAGGUGCAUGGGGCGGUGAGCCUUAGUGCCGAGCGGCGGGAAAUAUUUUCGAUGUUCGGUGUUGGCCUCAAGCGCAUCGAUGGUGAUAUGUUGAUGGUCAGCCAGAAGGCGUAG